This is a messenger RNA of Ornithodoros turicata, 1018 nucleotides long. RefSeq names its product protein-L-isoaspartate(D-aspartate) O-methyltransferase-like. The coding region runs from base 262 to 921 and encodes 219 amino acids. The transcript is spliced from 7 exons. Gene Ontology annotation, biological process: protein modification process. Gene Ontology annotation, molecular function: protein-L-isoaspartate (D-aspartate) O-methyltransferase activity. Gene Ontology annotation, cellular component: cytoplasm. The record is from RefSeq and is a predicted model, not a curated record. NCBI's taxonomy places the organism in Eukaryota, Metazoa, Arthropoda, Arachnida, Ixodida, Argasidae.
GUGGACGAGGCGCCAUAUCAGCCGCAUGGGCAGCCAAGCAGAUAGAUACUAGAUACUACCACGUGAUACUACAGAUUAUAGAAACAAUCAAAACUUGUUGUAAGUUAGCGCUGUGUCGUUCACGUACCGCAACCCCAAACUGAUGCUGACGCAUUAUACUGUUUGUUUGAAGUCGGCGCCGAUCGGCUGACGGCUGACAUCGUGCGAAGAGCGAGAAGGUGGAAGAGCAGAGGCGGCAGAGAAAGUCUUUCAUCCCACAGCAUGGUUAGAUCGGACGCCAACAGCAACAUCGAAUUGGUGGCGAAUUUGAAAAAGAACGGAGUCCUGAAGAGCCAGAGGGUGGAGCAAGUGUUGUUGACGGUCGAUCGAGGACAUUACACGCAGAACAAUCCAUAUGAAGAUAAACCACAAGGCAUAGGCCAUGGUGUAACCAUCAGUGCCCCGCACAUGCAUACUCUGGUUCUGGAAUACCUGAAAGAUAACCUGUACGAAGGUGCCAAAGUACUGGACAUUGGAUCAGGAAGUGGUUACUCCACAGUAUCCAUGGCACUUCUGGUUGGACAAACGGGUCUCACCAUUGGGGUUGAACUCAUUCCAGAAUUGGUCGCUCAGUCAAUACAGAACAUAAAGCGUGAUCAACCGGGCCUUUAUGAGUCUGAGCGGAUCAAGUUUAUCGUUGGUGAUGGGAAGAAAGGAUAUGCAAAUGCAGCACCUUAUGAUGCGAUAUUUGUUGGAGCUGCAUCACCAGAAGUGCCUAAGCAGUUACUCGGCCAGUUGAAACCUGGUGGCUGCAUGAUCUGUCCGGUGGGUGCCUGUGGAGCAAGUCAGGCUCUGCUUCAGGUCAAGAAGCUAGAAGAUGGUACAAUCAGUCAAACUUCGCUAAUGGGAGUAAUGUACGGCUACCUUAAAGAUGCUAGCUAGUUCCCAUUUGCCUUGCAGGUGAAUUUGACUUUAGUAGCAUUAUCAUGCAAUGUGUGCCAAUAUUCCUGUAUGAAAGUUUUAAAAUAUGAUUCAUGAG